GUGCAGCGCGCGGGGCGGCUCGGCAGCAUGGCGUCCGUGACGCUGAGCGAGGCGGAGAAGGUGUACAUUGUGCACGGCGUGCAGGAAGACCUCCGCGUGGAUGGCCGUGGCUGUGAGGACUACCGGAGUGUUGAAGUGGAAACAGAUGUGGUGUCCAACACCAGUGGGUCUGCUAGAGUCAAGCUGGGUCACACGGACAUCUUGGUGGGAGUGAAAGCUGAAAUGGGAACACCAAAGCUGGAGAAACCAAAUGAAGGCUACUUAGAGUUCUUUGUGGACUGUUCAGCCAAUGCUACCCCUGAAUUUGAAGGUCGAGGAGGUGAUGACCUUGGCACAGAGAUCGCUAACACCCUCUACCGGAUUUUUAACAAUAAGUGCAGUGUCGACCUGAAGUCUCUCUGCAUUAAUCCUAGGGAGCACUGCUGGGUUCUCUAUGUGGAUGUGCUGCUGCUGGAAUGUGGUGGAAAUUUGUUCGAUGCCAUUUCCAUUGCUGUAAAGGCUGCUCUCUUCAAUACAAGGAUACCAAGGGUUCGUGUUCUGGAGGAUGAAGAGGGGUCGAAGGACAUUGAACUGUCCGAUGACCCUUAUGACUGCAUCCGACUAAGUGUGGAGAAUGUCCCCUGCAUUGUCACUCUGUGCAAGAUUGGCUAUCGGCAUGUGGUGGAUGCUACUCUUCAGGAGGAGGCCUGCUCCUUGGCCAGCUUGCUGGUGUCGGUGACUAGCAAGGGAGUUGUGACGUGCAUGAGGAAAGUGGGGAAGGGCAGCCUGGACCCUGAGAGCAUCUUCGAGAUGAUGGAGACUAGCAAGCGAGUGGGCAAGGUGCUGCACAACUCCUUGCAGAGCAUUCUACACAAGGAAGAAAGCCUGGGACCCAAGAGACAAAAAGUCGGAUUCUUGGGAUGAUUUGCACAUUAUCUCCUCAACUGUGGAUUAUUUGUUUUUUAUUUUUCCUUUCAAACACAAGUUUGUAUAUAUUUUGAUGAAGUGAUAUGCAUUUAAGGCAACAUUUAUACAUGUAAAAUUAAAGUCUAUUUUCUGAUCUGG
This is a messenger RNA of Galeopterus variegatus (Sunda flying lemur), 1044 nucleotides long. It is a transcript of the gene EXOSC7, whose product is annotated as exosome component 7. Gene Ontology annotation, biological process: U1 snRNA 3'-end processing; TRAMP-dependent tRNA surveillance pathway; exonucleolytic trimming to generate mature 3'-end of 5.8S rRNA from tricistronic rRNA transcript (SSU-rRNA, 5.8S rRNA, LSU-rRNA). NCBI's taxonomy places the organism in Eukaryota, Metazoa, Chordata, Mammalia, Dermoptera, Cynocephalidae. The record is from RefSeq and is a predicted model, not a curated record. The transcript has 8 exons. Gene Ontology annotation, cellular component: nuclear exosome (RNase complex); cytoplasmic exosome (RNase complex). The coding region runs from base 28 to 903 and encodes 291 amino acids.